CGUUAAUGUCACUUUUCAUAUUGGCAAACCUGUUUGACUGUCAGAAUUUUCUUCAAGAAUCUUGACGCUGUUGCGCAACUUUGACAAGACAAGUAGUGUAAAAUUAGCAAAUUUUUAAAGAAUUAAUGUCGUUUUUGUUUCUAAUAAUUCUUUGACAGUGCAAGAAUGUGUGAUGAUAUUAAGUUUUCUACUAGAUUAUUAAGUAUCGUUAUUAUUUAUAAAAAUGUGUUUUAAAAGUCAGCUGGUGGCCAUCUUGUUUCUUACUGGAAAUGAAAACAUGGAAACUGACUUUUUUCAAUAAAAUUAACCGUAUGUUUUAUCAUCAGUUAAUAAAUGAUGGUUCAUUUUACCUGAAAAAAAUUAAAAAUGGCUGCAAAUGAUGGAACUAGUGCAGAGUUAUUUCCUGGGUGGUCAUCGGUUGUCCACCAACCUGCUGAAGAGCCUGAAGAAACAGAUUUACCAAGCACAGUAGAUAUUGCUGCACUAAGUGUUGAACCUAAUAAUACUGGACCUGUUAAUGAUAAUAGUGACUCAGAAAACGAUUCUGAAGCUGAUUCUAGUAACUCCGCUUCUGAUGCAUCUCAGUCACAGUCAGAUUCUUCAGACUCCGAAGACAGUUCGACAUCAAGUCAAGAAUCAUCAUCCCGUAGUGGACACAGCAGUCCCAGUCCUGAAUUCUCUGUCACCAGUUCGCAAACAGGACUUCGUUUAACUAUAGCCACAAUUCGCAAACCAAGUCCUACAGGUGACAAGAAUAUGCCAAAAAUAACUGAACAUUCAAAGUCUACAAGUAAAUCCACAUCUUCGAGUUCUGACAGUUCGCCUUCAAGUGAUUCAGAUAGUGAAUCUGAAAAAAGUGAACGGAACAAAAAUGUUGAGGUUAAGAAUGAGGCUAAAGCCAGUUUGCCUGUUAAAGAUAGCAAUGUCAGUGUGAGACAAACAAGAAGAGUUGGAGCCAAGACGAGAGCUAGGGUUGCUGAGAAGAAGGAAGAAAAACCUUUAAAGAAUAUCAAAAAGGAUGGUCCAUCUUCUAGCGGUAGCAAACCUGGGAAUGCUAGGAUCAGACUCAGAGGUAGAAGAACAAGAAAGAUGGCUUCUCUGCCACUCUCAAGAGGCUCCACUUAUUCCAGUUCUGACUCAGACGAUUCGGACGCAGACAGUGCCAUGUUGGCUUCUUGCAGUCUACAAGAAAUUCGCCAAGAAGACCUUGCCGCUAUCUUGCCAGACCAACAGGAAAUCGAUGCUUUUGAUUUUGAAUGUAACCGUACAGACAAAAAUUCUCCAGCCACCGGAGAUGUAUCCGGAUCUGAUAUGGAGCUACCACAACAAGCUGUCAAUGCAUUAAUACAGAGAACCACAGAAAGUUCUAGCGAAGGAGAAUCACAUGCGCCCCCAAAUCCGUUUAGUUUGUAUGCCAAUAGUUUAUUACAGCAAUUUGUAGCUCAGACGCAGCUUUUAAAUGCUCCUUGUCCGCCUAUGCCUUCACUUAGCGAACCUUUGGAGCCUACUGUAAUUCCCAGCAGUUCAUUAGACACUCAAAGUAACAAACCUGAUACAGAGAAUGUUAAAAAACGUCGAGGCAGGCCCAAAAAAUCUGAUAAUAUUACUCAAGUAGAAAAAUCACAGGAAUAUUGUACAAAUCCAAAUGUUUCUCCCGAUUCUGGUAUUCAGAACAGUCCUGAUCAUGUAUCCAGUCCUGAGCCUAUCCUUUCGCCGGCAAUAAAACAAAAAUCUGUUCCCAUUAAGGAGGAAACUAAAAAAGCAGAAAAAAUAAAAACAAAAACCGAAAAAAUUGCUACUAGAACUAACAAUAAUAUUAAACAAGUACCUGCAAUAGCUAAAUCAAAAGAAAUAAACAAAAUACCAGUUACGUCCAAUAGAUUUGAUAGGGUUAUGUAUGCUAAUGCCGAUAGAGUACUAUAUCCGCCGCGGAGAUUAGCUGGAAGACCACCAGCUGGUAAAAAAGGUCCAGGAAGGCCGCCAAAGCACAGACCUCCACUAGUUGCAGAUCAGAACAAUGUGAAAAAUGUAGAAAAGUCUAAAGAAAACCAACCGAAAUCUUUUAAAGGUAAACCUAGAAGUGUGCCAGUACUUAGUACAAAGAAUGCACAUAAGAAAAAUAAAUUUCAGACACUCAAAGUACCCAAACUUAUGCAUAGCAAACACAAACAUAAAAAACACAGGAAAUACAAAUUUAAAAUUUUGAAACCGCUUGUGGCAACAAAUCCCAAAGUAAGCAUAGAAAUUGAAAAGCUCAUAGCAGACUUUAUAAAAUAUUGUGUUAUAGCAACUAAGCAACAACCUAAAGAAAAUGUUCCAGAACAAAUUCUAAAAACGUUGAAGAAGGUCACAAAGAAACGAAAAACUACAGAAUAUGCUGAGAAGAAGAAAAAGAAGCAGAGCGUAAGCUCGACAGAUAAUAAAGUUAAUAACUCAAAUGAGCAGCGUUUACCUCUUAAAAAGAGGCAUUAUCAUAUGGUAAACAGUAGUGAAAGUAAAGAACCUGAAGAAGUUAAAAUAGAACCUGAAGAAGCAAAUAAAACUGAUAAACCUAAAGAAAAGGUAAAGCAAAACGUAACUGCAAGUAAAGUAGAAAAAGAAAAACAAAACGUAACCGCGAGUAAAGUAGAAAAAGAAAAGCAAAACGUAACUGCUAGUAAAGUAGAAAAAGAAAAGCAAAACGUAACUGCGAGUAAAAUAGAAAAGGAAAAGCAAAAUGUAACUGCGAAUAAAGUAGAUAAAGAAAAGCAAAACGCAACUGCGAGUAAAAUAGAAAAAGAAAAGCAAAACGUAACUGCGAGUAAAGUAGAAAAAGAAAAGCAAACCGUAACUGCGAGUAAAAUAGACAAAGAAAAGCAAAACGUAACUGUGAGUAAAGUAGAAAAAGAAAGACAAAAAACGAGUACUACUGAUAAACCUCCUAAAGCAGAAACUGUGAAACACCCUGUACCUCCUAGACACAUCCCUGUUAUUAAAUCUAAUGGUACAGCUUCACCUAAAGCUCAGAAUGUCAACAACAAUGACUAUGACUUAAAAGAACCCACUAAGAGUGUCAUUAAAGAAGUUAAAGAAACCAAGCCUGUAAUAAAAGACACAACAACGGCAAUCGGUAGCCACAUUGAAGAAGCCAUUGAAGCUUGCAUUAAUAGGUAUGCUGAAGGAAAAACUCCAGAAACUAAAGUUACGGAACGGCCGCCAAGUUCCAUUGCUACAACUCCCAAAAAAAGGCAUAGAUUAGAAAUGACCGAAAAAGUAAAAUUAGCUUCGAUUAUUAAGGAAGAACCUAUAACUAUUAAAGAAGAAAUUAUUACUGAAAAAGACAAACCUAAAAUUAGCAUUGAAUCUUUUAUCACGGAGUUGAAAGCAAAAAGAAAUCUUCUACCAAGAUCGCCUGAGGCCGAGGAAUAUGAUAAGAAGCUUAUUAAGAAAGUUGAAGAGGUUAUUGUAAAGGAACAGCCUGUCAAUGAUCCCAACACUAAAUUGUCCCCAGAGUCUGUUAAGAAGAAAGUUAGGAAAAGACGUGCUAUUAAUAGAACAGGUUUCCCAACAAUACGAAGAAAGAAGAAAAAGUCAGCUUCAGAAACUUCCCCUACUCUUCCAGUGGAGUCUCAGCCUUCUCACCCUUGUGAUCGGGUGCCCAAGGAAGGUGAAGAAUAUACCAAAUUCGUGCAAAGAACUGAAAAAUCUGAAAAUGCUGUAUUAAGACCAAUGACACCAGAAAAAGCCAAGAUAGAUGAUCCCUCCAGAUGGGAGCUUAUGAGUGAAUGUGAAAGCUUGCCACAAGAUGAAAGAAUUUAUUUUGAUGAUGAUAUGAAACCAGAUAGAAUGACUCUUCGUCAAAGAGACAUCUCGCCCUCAACUUCGGUAGAAACGAGAAGCAGUGAACGUAGCAAAUCCAAGCCGGAUGAUAUCGAAAACGAUCUAGACGUGUCACUAGAAUCCAGCAUAGAACGACUGCGUUCCAGAUUGGAGGAACGCGGAAAACGCAAGAGAAGUAGAGAGAAAUUGUUGGACGCUUUGAGUAACUAUCCGAAACGAAAACUGCGAGAUACUUCGCCGGCGAGUAGUAUAGAACCGUUAAUGGAAAGAAGGUUGAAGGAUGAUCGUGCUUCUACCUCUGGAGACGAGAAAAGAGGAAGGAGAAGUUUGAGGUGGAAAAAGAAGUAUCUUCUAGCUGGGCUAUUUUCGGAUUAUUACAAAGAACAUGAUGAAGCAGUUCGUCAAAAACGAACAGAAAACGCCAGCAAGCCGUUCCGUAAUUUUACUUACAAUCCAUCUGAACAUCCAUAUGGUCUUUUACCACCACCGUACCAUUGUGGAAGGUACUUAAGGUGUCGCAAGAUUCCCUUCCAACUACCAUAUGACAUCUGGUGGCAACAUACUCAUUCACAAUUGCCUGGAAGAGACAUUGUCCCGUCCUGGAAUUACAGAAAAAUAAGAACAAACAUCUACAACGUCAAAAAUUCUACAGGUGCAUGCGAGCCUCAGCAAUGUAACUGCAAACCAUCCACUAAUUGCGGAGAUGAUUGUAUAAACAGGUUGGUAUUCUCUGAAUGCCCGACUUCCCAUAGAUGUCAAAAUCAGAAAAUACAGAGGCACGAGUGGUCACCAGGAAUAGAAAAAUUCAUGACAGAAUCAAAAGGUUGGGGUGUCAAAACCAAGCUUCCCAUUAAAAAUGGUGAGUUUAUUCUCGAAUACGUUGGUGAAGUAGUAGCUGAUCAAGAAUUCAAAGAACGUAUGGGUACUAUCUACACCAGUGACACCCAUCAUUACUGUCUUCAUUUAGACAGUGGACUCGUAAUUGAUGGACACCGUAUGGGCAGUGAUGGUCGAUUUGUAAAUCACUCUUGUAAUCCCAAUUGUGAAAUGCAAAAAUGGUCUGUUAAUGGACAGUUUAGAAUGGCGUUGUUCUCACUUAGAGACAUAGAAGGUGGAGAAGAGUUGACUUAUGAUUAUAACUUUUCUUUGUUCAAUCCUGCCGAAGGACAAGAAUGUAAAUGUGGCAGCGAAAUGUGCCGCGGUGUCAUAGGAGGAAAGACGCAACGUGUCAGACAACUUCCCGAACCUGCAAUAUCCGAUAAGAAACACCCAGGCAGGGUAGGCAGGCCAAGGAAAACAGAAGCCAAAAAGAAAGCCAACAACAGCAAGGAAGUUGAAAAAGUUCCGACCGCCACUUCACUAUUACCCUUGAUCCAAGUGAAACCGAUGAGCCAUCAACAGAAAUGUUUUAUAUUGGAACACCAUUGUUUCCUGUUAAGAAAUCUGACAAAGGUCAGAAAGGUUCGAGAUAGGUCUCUAAGCACAGCUUCUGCAAUUUCAAGGUUACAAACUGCUACACCAACAGAUACGAGUGCUUUCUUAAAUCAAUUAAACGCCCUUCAGAAACCGAGAAACAUGAAGACGAGGCGGUUGGCACAAGCUGAAGAUGAUCCAGAACUUAAUAAGACAAUUAAGUUGGCGUCUUUGUUGAAAGAAAUUUGGACUAAGGUGACAUCUGCCAAAGAUGCUAAAGGCGAACUUAUGAGCACACCGUUCAUGACAAUGCCAUCAAAAAGAAAAGUUCCCGAAUUGUAUGCCCGUAUCUCUAACCCCAUAGACCUUUCGACAAUUGAACAGAACAUAGCCACUGGAGUUUACAAAACUCCGGAAGCAUUUGAUGACGAUUUCAAUCUCUUGUUCCGGAAUUACAUCAGAUUCUAUGGUCGCACCAAUGAAAUGGGAAUAACUGCGACAAAAUUGAAGAAAGUCUACAGCGAUUCUAAAAGGGGAUGUCUUACGAAAUUUGAGGAUACGUUAGGGGAGAAGCCGCCCCAUAAAUUUGUAUCCAACAGGAAAAAGAGUGAAGAGGAAGAUAUAAUUCGAUGCAUAUGCGGUAUUCCGAGAGAUGAGGGUCUCAUGAUACAAUGUGAAAGGUGUAUGGUUUGGCAGCAUUGCGAAUGUGUCAAAGCUGAUGUAUCUGCUGCCAGCUAUCAUUGUGAAAAUUGUGUGCCAAGAAAAGUCGAUUACGAGAUUCCGCUGAACGAAUUUACCGAACAUGGCCACAGAUACUACAUGACAUUAAUGAGAGGUGACCUUCAAUUACGACAGGGCGAUACGGUUUACAUGUUAAGGGAUAUCCCUAUUAAAGGAACUAACAAGAAACAUACCUAUGACACCAUAGGAAAGAUUGAAUACUCAGAAUUAGAUAUUUUCAGAAUCGAAAGGUUGUGGAAAGAAGAAAAGACGGGAAAACGGUUAGCUUAUGGACAUCAUUAUUUGAGACCACAUGAAACUUUCCAUGAGCCUACAAGAAAGUUCUUCCCCAAUGAAGUAAUGCGAGUUCCUCUUUAUGAAGCUGUACCGGUAGAACUGGUUAUUUCGCACUGUUGGGUUGUGGACUUGAAUACGUACUGUAAAGGCAGACCGAUUGGUGCUUCACCAGAACAUAUUUAUAUUUGCGAAUACAGGGUUGACAAGGGAGCUAAAAUGUUUAGCAAGGUAUCAAAAAGCAAAUUUCCAAUAUGUACAAAAACAUUUGCAUUUGAACACUUCGAGACGCGUCUCAAAGUCUCUAGAACUUACUGUCCACACGAUGUGGACGAAUCAUUGCUUAAAGCAAAUGGAAGAAAACAUAAAACUGAAGAAAUAGGAAAAACUACAACCCGGGAUAAGGGGGGAGGGACAGGAGUAGGAGGGGGAGGAGGAGCAGUAGGUGGAAAUGGUGUUGGAAUGAGUAUCAAAAAUGAGACUCAGAAUGCAGUAGGCCUUUUACCUCCUAUUAUUAGGACUCCAGCGGAGCAGAAAUCCCGACUAAAUCGAAUAUUACUGAAUCUCUUAAGCAAAAUGCCUACAAAGCAGGUCUGUGACAUUUCGUACUUGCUAGAAGGAGGACGUCGGAGGAAAAAACCGACCGACAAUGCUACUAGUAAAUAAUAGUUAAAUGUUUCAAUCAGUUAUUGAAUGAAAUGGGUGAUAUUUUUAGAUAUUUUCUAUUAUGUUUGCAGAUAUUGAUCUGCAAUUGAAUGUUUUGAAGAUUAUUGAAUAUUUUACAAAACUCGUUUUAGCAAUUAUUGUAAUAUUUAACAUCCCGGUUUUUUUAAUGAUUUCUUCCCAUCUAUAAUUAAGUUUUUAUUUAAUAUUGGUGCACGUCCUGUACGUUGUUCUGUUUUAUCUCACUUGGUAAUUUUAAUAACUAGUCAUAGUAUUGUUAAUAAGUUUUUUAUUAAUGAGCACAUAUUAUUUAUUUGUACAGAAAAAAAUUGUUGCUUAUAUUUUCGUGUUGAAAUUGCAUCUUAUUAGAUAUAUAAUUGGUACAAAUUUUAACCCUGGUACAUUGGUGUCUAUUUUAAAGAUAUAGUUGUAAAUAUGACAUGUCCAAUUUUUGUAACAAUAUGAUUUAAUACACUGUCCGUUAUUUUGAAGUAGACAAUUCAAAAUUGUUCCAUAAACACAAACACCAACAUAACAAAAUUAACAAAUAAUUAAAAAAAAUGUAUUAAAAAUAAGUAAAAACUGCAAAUGCUGCCCUCUAACUUCAAAAAGAAUACCUUUCCUUGUUUUUAAGAAAACAAAUUUAAAAUAUCUUUUUAGGUAAUAUAAUUUGCGAAAUUCACAAUAUCCUCCGUUUCAAAAGACGGGCAGUGUAGUUAGUUGUUACAAUAUAUUUCACAAAUUUUCAGUUGUAAAAUGCUUGUAACAUUCAAUUGAAAUUGAAAUUUUAUUUACACAUUUUGAAAUGUUUUUCUGUAUUUUUAGCAGUGCUUUCUUCAUUUACAAUUAAGAUUCAUUUUCAUAAAAUUGUUAAUCAAAUAUGUAAUAAAAAUGAAAAAAAAAUAAAUAAUUGGACUGUCAUGUUAAUUAUUCAUUAUGUGGCAUUUAUUUUUAUAAACAAUUCUUUAAAAGAUUAUUAUUUUAUUGUAUAUAAUGAAAGUCUGGAUAUGGGUGCUCACACAUUACAAUUGAUUAAUAAAUUGAGCUAUUCGAAAAUGCUUCCAAGUUUUAUAGUUUUUAAGCCAACUUUUUUGUGGUUUAUUAUUUAAAAUAUUUAUAAAAAAUAAUAUUUAAUACAUCUUUUGUAUUUCUAUUUAUGUCCGAAUAAGUUUGAAUAUUCUUUGAGCUGUCUCUCUACUUCCUUUAAAGCCCACCUAUUGUUUUUUUAACCUAUAUAACAAAAAAAAAACUAGCAAACUAGGUUCUAUAACUUCAUGAAAUCAUAAAAAUUGUAUUUUUAAUAAGUGAAAAAAUAAUGGGUUAUCAUUUAAUUAAAUAAAAUCAUGCAUCUUAAUAUUCGUGAAUACACGAAAAUCAAUAAUGCUCUCUAUACCAAAACAUACUAAAAAAUGCUUUAUUUAGUAAUAGGGUACUGAAAACAAACUGUUUUAUGUAUAUUCCAGAAAAGAAAAUAUAAAUGUAACAAUAAAGACAUUUCUAUUCUUUUGAACUUGGCACCAAUUAGUAAAAAAGUAAAGCAUGUACACUGCUCAACAUACUUAGAGCAACGAUUGUAUCUCAAUAACUUUUUAAAUAUUACUGGAAUACGAAUAUUAAAACUGAAAAAAACAAUUCAAUAAUUUAUCAAAAACCAAACAAAUUUUACACAAUCAACACAAGAAACAAAGUGCAAAGCAAAUAUAAAGCUGUUGAUAGGUUCACUGAUAAUGUGAGACUAGAAAAUGAAUGGCUGCUUAUAAUCUUUAAGGUAUGCCUUGCAUGAGCAUAGUACAAUAUGGUUAAUUGUUCUGUAGAACUUGCUCGGUGCUAUGUAGAGUUAGGAAAUACAAAAAAUACGUGCAAAAUUAAUUGAUUUUCAAUAUAGCAUAAUGUGUUUUUAAUGCCUUUGGGAGCAUGUUCACACAAACGACCCCAAACGGGAGGGAGGUUUGUGCUCCUCCGUACCCACCCCUUAAUCUCAAAUAUAUUCUGGAGGCCACCUACAUGGUCUUGAAAAAAUUUGAACCCUAACCAUAUCUAGCAGUUUUAACAUGGUAUAAUGUUCAGAAUAAGAUUCCUCUUGGGCGUAAAUCUUUAUAAUGACUCUUAUAACAGUACGACAAGAUUGAGCUGGCAAGUCAGAAUUAAAUGCGCAUUUUUAGAUUUGCCAGUGCGCAUCUAAUUCUGACUUGCCAUCUUAAUCUUGUCGUACUGUCCAAUAAGUUUGUUUACUGGUGGCAUUUAAAAAGUUUCUCUAAAAUCUUUGAGCAGUGUAUAGUGGAAGAUUUUCUUUUAUACAUUUAUAAAUCUGAUCCAAAUAUUUACUGUUAUUGUGUGUAAUAAUCAAAUCUAGACUUAAGAAAAUCUAAUUUUCAUCAUUCUAUGAGGAGAGCCAAUCUUUAUUAUACCCAACAUUAUUUAAAAAAAAAAAUAACUUAAUUUUAUAAGAAGUUAAAUAUAAUUUAGG
Molecule: messenger RNA, 9376 nt
Organism: Psylliodes chrysocephalus
Lineage: Eukaryota; Metazoa; Arthropoda; Insecta; Coleoptera; Chrysomelidae
Source: the annotation of a GenBank genome assembly